This is a messenger RNA of Aspergillus tanneri, 534 nucleotides long. It is a transcript of the gene PKR1, whose product is annotated as V-type ATPase assembly factor PKR1. The transcript has a single exon. Lineage: Eukaryota; Fungi; Ascomycota; Eurotiomycetes; Eurotiales; Aspergillaceae. Bases 1 to 534 code for a protein of 177 amino acids. The record is from RefSeq and is a predicted model, not a curated record. Gene Ontology annotation, cellular component: endoplasmic reticulum membrane. Gene Ontology annotation, biological process: vacuolar proton-transporting V-type ATPase complex assembly.
AUGGGAUCGUUUGUGGAGGAACUGUGGUCGAGCAUCUUUACCCCGGGUCCAACCCCGACCUUGCUCGUCGCGACCAACGCCACCUUUGCGGCCCUCCAACUCGUUCUGUUCGCCCUUCUCCUCACGACAUACAGCAUCCAUUUUGUCGUCCUAUCGCUCCUCUCGGCAUCCCUGUGGUGGUCGAUUAACUGGUUUGCUCGGGAAGUGAGGCAAGUACAGGCCGCCGAAGCCGAGAAGGAGAGGUCAGCCCGGGAGAUUCCGACAGACGUCAAGGACAAGCACGACGGCAAUAGAAAAACCCCCGGUUCUCUCGACAGCACCGACAGUGACACAGAGACGGAAAGUAUCACGGAAUACAACAGAAGCCCGGAUCCAUCCGGGUCCGCUCUACGAUCCACCCCAGUCCCGACUACACUUCAGCCAGCAGAAGCCUCGGGAGAGAUUCGUAAGCGUCUCAGUGUGGGCGGGGAUAGCUCGGGCUACGUGAGCACAGACAGCGAGUGGGAGAAGGUGGACAACAGUAAUGCAACCUAG